AUGUACAAUUACUCCUGCGAGCCGGAUGCCGUUCAGCGCUGCCGGGGGAUGCUGCCCAACUCCGAGCACACGGCAGCUGCACCCACUUCAACCCUUUGCAAGGCCUGGGAAUGGAUUUUGCAAGGCAAAACGGUGAAAGGGAGCAGGUUAGUGCACCAAGCCGACUGGCUGUUAGCGCAGAUCUUGGGCAUUCCAUCGCCAGGUGCAGAUGUGGGCCGUAGACGGGCAAAGUUCUUGAACCUCCUAUGCUGGCUGCAGCCAAUUGCUUCAGCUUCUACGCGCUUCAUGGGCUGCGCGUUGAGCUCGGCGGCGGAUCAUGCCGUGGCGCGUGCCACGCAACGUGUGGAGAAGGAUCAGGUCAUUGAGAAGGCGGUCCAUCGAGCCAUGCAGGCUGCAGUGCUGGAGCUCAACCAGGUGGAGGUCAGUCUGCAAAUAGCGCCCAAAGGCGCUGGGACCGACGUCUCGCCAGGUUCCUUCACUUCGGGAGCAGCUUCCCACCACUCGGGAGCAGCUUCCCCGUGCUCUCCUUGCUCCCCGGGGAGCACCGCCGCACGCUUCGCGGAGCAGGGCUUGCGUCGGGGCCGCGCGGCCGACUGGUGCGCCAGCCGCCUCAAUGUGGCCGCGGCCGUUCUCAUCACCGAGGAAGGCUGGUCGCGGUUCUUCUACUAUCCGUUUGCCAGCAUAGAUGAUGCCACCGAAGUCUUUCAUUCUUGGCCUCAUACAGCACGCAUUUUGUACCAUUUUGAUGCCUCUUCUGGCAUGCUGACCCGAGAGUUGCUAUGUCACGGGGGAGCUUCGCUGGGGUUGUCGAUCCCAAACAUUCGCAGCCGGGCUGAAGCGCUACUGGUGGACUGAGAUGUGACCAUCACAUCAGUGCAGAGGGUUUAUCACAUGGAUUUAAUCAUGGGUGCGUUG
Molecule: messenger RNA, 915 nt
Organism: Durusdinium trenchii
Lineage: Eukaryota; Dinophyceae; Suessiales; Symbiodiniaceae
Source: the annotation of a GenBank genome assembly